Mucor velutinosus is the source of this 459-nucleotide messenger RNA. It is a transcript of the gene GTP14, whose product is annotated as Ypt/Rab-type GTPase Rab7. Bases 1 to 459 code for a protein of 152 amino acids. The record is from RefSeq and is a predicted model, not a curated record. NCBI's taxonomy places the organism in Eukaryota, Fungi, Mucoromycota, Mucoromycetes, Mucorales, Mucoraceae. The transcript has 4 exons. Gene Ontology annotation, biological process: superoxide metabolic process. Gene Ontology annotation, molecular function: copper ion binding.
AUGGUCAACGCUAUUGCUGUUCUCAAGGGUGCCGAUGUUUCUGGUGUCGUCAAGUUCUCUCAAGCCUCUGAAGAUGCCAACGUUGUUGUUGAAGCUUCUUUCACUGGUUUGAAGCCCGGAAAGCACGGUUUCCACAUUCACGAAUUCGGAGACAACACCAACGGUUGUAUUUCCGCUGGUCCUCAUUACAACCCCCACGGUAAGACCCACGGUGCUCCUGAUGCUGAGGUUCGCCAUGCUGGUGAUUUGGGUAACAUUGUCGCCAACGAAGCUGGUGAGGCCAAGUUACACGUUGAGGAUGCUCAAUUAAAGUUGAUCGGUCCCCUGUCCAUCAUUGGUCGUACUGUCAUCGUCCACGCUGAUGAGGAUGAUCUUGGUAAGGGCGGUCAUGAGCUCUCUGCAACUACUGGUAAUGCUGGUGAUCGUUUGGCUUGUGGUGUUAUUGGUGUUACCAAAUAA